Molecule: messenger RNA, 1032 nt
Organism: Clarias gariepinus (North African catfish)
Lineage: Eukaryota; Metazoa; Chordata; Actinopteri; Siluriformes; Clariidae
Product: endoplasmic reticulum resident protein 27
Exons: 8
Coding region: 101-853 (250 amino acids)
Biological process (GO): protein folding; response to endoplasmic reticulum stress
Cellular component (GO): endoplasmic reticulum
Source: RefSeq, a predicted model, not a curated record
ACCAGGCCACAUGAUUCACAUUACUGGGGUCUAAGAACAGAAACAAGACAUUAUAAUCUUUCUUUGCUGUGUGUUGGUCCUCUGUCAUUGAUCUGCCAAGAUGUUACUCCUUCUUGUGGUUUCUUUACUGGUCACCAGCAGCAUAGCAGAGACUGGCCUCCCCAGACUGACUGACAUCUCUGCAGCAGAAACCUUUAUCGACUCAGCUGAAGUUGUCAUCAUUGGGUUCUUUGAGGCUGAUGAAGGGCAUGGCUAUAAGGAGUUCCUAGCUGCUGUUGAAGAGAUGAAGUCCCUACCAGCUGCCCUGUGCAGUGAGAAGGAGGUGUGGGCUAAAUACAACAUCGACUCAGACACCAUCUCCGUCUUCAGAAAGGCAGAUUUGCACCAGGAGAACCUAAACCCAGCAAAAGUGGAAACGUUAGACAAAGACAAAAUCUUUAGUUUCUUCACCAUCAGCAACAUCCGCUAUAUCACAGAGUACAAUCAAGUGUCUGCUGUGGGUCUGUUUCAGUCCAAAGUGAAGGUGCAUGUCGUGCUCUUUGUCAACAGGGGGAGUGAUAAUUACAACGAGCUGAAGGAGCGGCUUGGGGCUUUGGCUCCUCGCUACACUGGAAAGAUGCUGUUUGUGCUAAUAAAUGGGAAAGAUCCGGGCAACUCUCGCGCACUGGGUUACUUCAACCUGAAAUCGAGUGACCUUCCUCGUGUGGGGAUCUACGAUGCUGGCUCUGACAAAACCUGGCUCAUGGAGUCAGGUGACAUCUCUACUGAACGUGUGCAGAGCUUCUGCGACUCCUUCCUCAGUGGAGAGCAACAGAAGAAGACUGGUGAAGCUGAAGUAAAGACUGAACUCUGAAUGUCACCGAACACACCUUCAAUAAAACCGUUUACAACAUGGUCAGAGGCUUUCCCAGGAGACUUGGGGCACAAGAAGAAUCUACCCCAAAUUUCAUUUGUAAACAUGCUGCCUGGGUGGUACUUUACCAGUGUCCUUACCUGAUUGUCCAAAUAAAAGUCAAGAACAAAUCCAAAAUC